AUGGUCAUCUCAACCAUGACCAGGUUAAGUGGAAGCGAUGGCGUUGGUAGCUCUGAAGGGCGCUGGCUUGGGAAAAGCUUUAACCCUCUCGUCUCACAGCCAGAAGAGUUGACCAACGCCCUGGAGAUCAGCAACAUUGUCUUCACCAGCAUGUUCGCCCUCGAAAUGGUCCUCAAGCUCCUUGCCUUUGGCAUCUGGGGCUACAUCAAGAACCCAUACAAUAUCUUUGACGGCAUCAUUGUUGUGAUCAGCGUCUGGGAGAUCAUUGGCCAGUCUGACGGAGGACUUUCAGUGCUGAGGACCUUCCGUCUCCUCCGGGUCCUCAAGCUGGUGAGGUUCAUGCCGGCUCUCCGACGCCAGCUGGUGGUCCUGAUGAAGACCAUGGACAACGUGGCCACCUUCUGCAUGCUGCUCAUGCUUUUCAUCUUCAUCUUCAGCAUUCUCGGCAUGCAUCUUUUUGGGUGCAAGUUUGGCCUGAAGACAGACACAGGGGACACGAUGCCAGACAGGAAGAAUUUUGAUACUCUGCUCUGGGCGAUUGUCACAGUAUUCCAGAUCCUCACCCAGGAAGACUGGAACGUUGUGCUUUAUAAUGGGAUGGCCUCCACCUCGUCCUGGGCAGCCCUCUACUUUGUGGCCCUGAUGACCUUUGGCAAUUACGUCCUCUUCAACCUCCUGGUGGCCAUCUUGGUGGAAGGUUUCCAAGCGGAGGGCGACGCCAACAGGUCCGACACGGACGAGGACAAGACUUCGCUCAACUUUGAAGAGGAGCUGGAGAGGCUGAAGGAGUUGGCGUCUGAGAUGAAGAUGUAUUCGCUUGCCAUCACACCGAACGGUCACCUGGAGAGCAAGGCCAGCAUGCUCCCGCCUAUCAUCAUGCGCACUGCGGCCACACCUAUGCCCACCCCGAAAUGCUCCCCUCAUAUGGACUCGGCUUAUCCUUUCGCAGACUCCAGGAGAGGAAGCAAUGCUUCGGUCGACCCGCUGAGCUUGUCCAGCCCCCGCAGUUCCCCCGGCACCCACUGGGGCGGCGGCGGCGGCAGCAACUGGGGCAGCCGGCGCUCCAGCUGGAACAGCCUGGGCCGGGCCCCGAGCCUCAAGAAGAAGACCCAGUGCGGGGAGCGGGAGUCCUUACUCUCCGGGGAAGGCAAAGGCAGCACCGAUGACGAGGCGGAGGAGGCCAAGCUCAGCGCCGUCAGCCGGCCCCCUCCCCACCACCGCGCCGAGCCUCUGGAUUACCGGGGGGCCGUGGAGCUGCCCGAGCUCCUCCAGGUCCCGGGCAUUCACCCUUCCCUGAGCCUCAGCCCCCUGCGGCCCACCGAGUACCCGGACUGCAACGGCAAAAUGCUCCACGUCCCCAACGAGUUCUACUUGCACAUGGAUGGUCACAAGGAGGACCUUCUGGAUCUGGAGGAGGAGGAGGACAGUUACUGCUACAGGAUCCGGAAGGCCUUUGAACCCUACAAGCCAACAUGGUGCAAGACCCACGAGAACUGGUCCCUCUACCUGUUUUCACCCCAGAAUCGGUUCCGGGCCAGCUGCCAGAAGGUCAUCGCACACAAGAUGUUUGACCACGUGGUCCUUGUCUUCAUCUUCCUCAACUGCAUCACUAUCGCCCUAGAAAGACCGGACAUUGACCCCCACAGCACGGAGCGGGUGUUUUUAAGUGUGUCCAACUACAUCUUCACAGCCAUCUUUGUUGCUGAGAUGAUGGUUAAGGUUGUAGCUCUUGGCUUCUUCUCUGGGGAGAACACCUAUCUCCAGAGCAGUUGGAACGUCCUGGAUGGAGUCCUGGUCUUUGUGUCGAUCAUCGACAUCAUCGUCUCCAUGGCGUCGGCAGGCGGGGCCAAAAUCCUGGGAGUCCUCCGCGUCCUUCGGCUGCUGCGCACUUUGCGGCCAUUGCGAGUCAUCAGCAGAGCCCCCGGUCUGAAGCUGGUGGUGGAGACGCUGAUCUCGUCUCUCCGGCCCAUCGGCAACAUCGUCCUCAUCUGCUGCGCUUUCUUCAUCAUCUUUGGGAUUCUGGGCGUCCAGCUGUUCAAAGGCAAGUUCUACCACUGCGAGGGGCCCGACAUCCGGAACGUCUCCACCAAGGCCGACUGCACAAACGCCCGCUACAAAUGGGUCCGGCGGAAAUACAAUUUUGACAACCUGGGGCAGGCUCUGAUGUCCUUGUUCGUCCUCUCCUCCAAGGACGGCUGGGUGAACAUCAUGUACGACGGCCUGGACGCCGUGGGCAUCGACCAGCAGCCCAGCCAGAACCACAACCCCUGGAUGCUCCUCUACUUCAUCUCCUUCCUCCUCAUCGUCAGCUUUUUCGUCCUCAACAUGUUCGUCGGGGUGGUGGUGGAGAACUUCCACAAGUGCCGGCAGCACCAGGAGGCCGAGGAGGCCCGGCGGCGCGAGGAGAAGCGUCUGCGGCGGCUGGAGAAAAAGCGCAGGAAAGCCCAACGGCGGCCAUACUAUGCCGAUUACUCGCCCGCCCGGAGGUACAUCCACACGCUGUGCACCAGCCACUACCUGGACCUCUUCAUCACCUUCAUCAUUGGGGUGAACGUCAUCACCAUGUCCAUGGAGCACUUCAACCAGCCCAAGUCUCUGGAUGAAGCCUUAAAGUACUGCAACUACGUCUUCACCAUCGUCUUUGUGAUCGAAGCCGUCUUGAAACUGGUCGCCUUUGGGUUUCGGAGAUUCUUCAAAGACAGAUGGAACCAGCUGGAUCUGGCCAUCGUCUUACUCUCCAUCAUGGGCAUCACGCUGGAAGAAAUUGAAAUGAACGCCGCGCUUCCGAUCAAUCCCACCAUCAUUCGCAUCAUGCGGGUGCUCAGAAUUGCGAGAGUGCUGAAGCUACUGAAAAUGGCCACAGGGAUGCGGGCGCUGUUGGACACGGUGGUCCAGGCCCUUCCCCAGGUAGGGAACCUCGGCCUUCUCUUCAUGCUCCUCUUUUUCAUCUACGCGGCCCUGGGAGUGGAGCUGUUUGGAAAGCUAGACUGCAGCGAGGAUAAUCCCUGUGAAGGCUUAAGCCGGCACGCCACCUUCAACAACUUUGGCAUGGCCUUCCUCACCCUCUUCCGGGUUUCUACGGGAGACAACUGGAACGGGAUUAUGAAGGACACGCUGCGGGAAUGCCACCGGGACGACAAGCACUGCCUCAGCUACCUCCCCAUCAUCUCCCCCGUCUACUUUGUCACCUUCGUCCUCAUCGCCCAGUUUGUCCUCGUCAACGUGGUGGUGGCCGUCCUGAUGAAGCACUUGGAGGAGAGCAACAAGGAGGCGAAGGAAGAUGCGGAGAUGGAUGCCGAAAUCGAGCUGGAGAUGUCCAGGGGGGUCAACACCCCGGUCAGAGUCCCCGAGGGGAGCCCGGCCCUCUCCAAGACCGGGUCGCCCCUCCUGCUGAAGCACCAGGCACCGGCGUCUCUGAGCUGUGAGAGCAUCUCUCUCGCCAUCCCGGACUUAGACCUUCUGCUGGAGGGAGGGAAGGACCCGAUGAUGAUGGAGUUUGCGGGCUUCCGCUCUUCUCCUCACCGCCGUCUCCUGACGCCCUCCCGCCAGGCCCCCGCCGGAGAGGCCGAGGUGACGGAAGCUGCUUCCGGUGAUGCCGCCCAGAACCUUCUCACCGUCCGCAAGAUCUCGGUGGCCAGGAUGCACUCCUUACCCAACGACAGCUACAUGUUCCGCCCCGUGGCGCCAGCCAAGACCCCCUACCCGCUCCAUGAAGUGGAACUGGAGGCUUACUCGUUCAAGUCGCCAAGAGGUUCCAUCAGCUCCGUUCACUCCCAGCCAGUUGGGACGUGCUCUUCCCUGAGGGUCCCGCGAGCCGCCUUCCGCCCAACCACUCCGCCUCCUCGCCAUGAGGGGGGUGGCCCAUGGAAGCUUCGACCCCCGCACAAAGCCCCACCAUCUCCCAGUAUCAACCGGCCGCUGUGUAGACAGGAGGCUGUUCAGAGGGACUCCCUGGAUGGUCCUGAAGCAGAGUUAAAGGAGAACCCCCUAACGGAGCCCUGCGAAAGCCUUCCUCCCAAGAUGCUGUCACAGAGCAUCUUGGGGGGCCCUCUCCUCCAGGCGAGCCCCACGUCUCUCCCAGGGACACCUCCUCUGCCCCACGCCUCCCCCCAGAAGCCCGCCGGCACCCACACCUGCAAACCCCCGUUCAGCCAGCACAAGCUCGCCAGCCGGCCCCCCAGCUGCAGCAGCCACCCCGAGGGCUCCCUCUUCGAAUCCUCCGACCUGGCCGACGAAGAGGUCAGCCACAUCAACAGCUCCGCCCGGGGCUGGGGACAGCGGCCGGACGCUGGGGACCGGUCGGCAACCCCCUUGCCCUCGCCCGCUCAGUCCCCCGCCCCCACCAAGAACGGCAGCACCACCAGCCUGACUGCAGGGGGCGGUAAAGAGAAAGACUUGAAGAAGUUCUACAGCGUGGACACCCGCGGCUUCUUGGCCAAGCCAACUUGGGCGGACGACCAACGACGGCACUCCAUCGAGAUCUGCCCCUCGGUCAUCGACAGGGAGCGUGGCUUCGCCGAGGCGGCGGAGGAGAGGAAGAGAACGCCUCUCCACCUCCCGUCCGAGUCCGAGUACCUCCACGGGGUUCGGCGGAAAAAGAAAAUGAGCCCGCCGUGCAUUUCCAUAGAUCCUCCCAUGGAGGAAGAGAACAAUCCCUCGACCCGUACCAAAGCGUCCGAGAACAGCCUGUUGAGGAGAAGGACCCCCUCCUGUGAGUCCACCGCUUACAGGGACUCCUUGGACCUCGCCGACAGCCAGCCGGGAGAACCCGCUUCGAAGGCGGAACGCCGGGCCCCGCCGCCCGCCUGCCGAGGAGAGCACUUAACCAUCCCCAAUUUCUCCUUUGAUCAGCCGGAUACCACCACGGGGACCCCCUCCGACCGCCUCUCGGACAGCGGUUUGGCCACCGCGCUCUCUGCAGACUCCCGGCCCGACGACGGCGCGGGGCUGGAGGUCCCAAAGGCAGACCUUUUGAAAGCCCAGUGCGGCCAAGCGGAGCGGAACCGCGAGGUUCCCGGGGGGCCGCGGAGCCCCCUGCGGAAGCACGAACUGGUCCCGGUGAUCAGAGCGACAGAAGGUGGUGUGGACGAACCGGUAUAGCUUCCGAGGGUGUUUGGGGGAGGGGGGGGAGCAGACCGAAUGUGACUGUAGUAAGGGCUUUGCCACCAAAGAGUGGCUUUGAAGUGGAAAAAAAAAAGAUUGCAAACUCAUAACUCCGUGGCCGGUAACCUAUCCCAAAACAUUUCCGUCUCUCUCUCAUUCUCUUUUAAGCGCUGUGAAGGUUUUAUUGUUAUUGUUGUUGUUUUAAAAAAAAAAAAGAAAUCUAACGGAAGGUUAGUUUUAAAAGCAGCAACACAAGGUUCAGGGUAAGGAAAGGAGACUUAUUUUCCCCUUUCUACACGGCACAUGCGAGUAGCUUUUCCAAUUGUUUUUUUUCCUUUUCCUCCCCCACGUCUGCCCCGAUUUGGCCUCGAUCACAUUGAUUUGGGUUUCGGGAGCCUUUGUUUUAUCUUUUUUUUUUUUUAAAGGGGAAAAAAGGAUUUUUUUAAAAAAAGAAAGAAAACCCACAAACUUUUUUUUUUGGACUUUUUGAAAUAGCACCUUUUAUUAUUGCACGGAACGUUGUGACAGGAAGUGUCCAGGAGAGGCAAGUUGUAUAUUGUCUGUAUAUCAGCAGCUAUUAUAAAUAGAAAAUAAUGUAUUUGAAAAAAAAAUUUAAAAGAGGAAAACAUAUACACAUGCACACAGAAGAGCCACACACACAUUCACAUUUAAAAACUCUUCUCUCCAUAAUGCACACAUUUUUAUAGAGAACAGGGGACCUGAUCCAGCUACAGUUAGGUGCACCCGCAGGGAAAUGAUGUGUUAGCGUGUUUGGAAAGCUUGAUGUGGGUGUAGCCCCUCAAUUAAGCUGCUAGUCUCCCCAGGGAGCUUUUAUUUACAUUAAAACCCCUUUAUCCACGGGAUCGUUAUCCGCUGAUUCACUUAUCUAUGGCCUGAAAAUAGUAAAAAAAAAAUUCUAGAAAUAUAUAUACAUA
Molecule: messenger RNA, 6038 nt
Organism: Pogona vitticeps (central bearded dragon)
Lineage: Eukaryota; Metazoa; Chordata; Lepidosauria; Squamata; Agamidae
Source: RefSeq, a predicted model, not a curated record